UAAGCAGCAGGAGAAGAAGACAACGAUCCACCAACAGCGGAGUGUCAAAAAGCUGUCAGAAAUGACUUUAAUACCGCUUUCCCACUAAUGUGACCUAAGGAGACAUUAAAAUCCACCAUGGUGAAUUUAGGAGUAUGCUGUGCCAACCUCAAGGACAACAAAGCCCUGAUGAAGAUGGGGCUGGGGCUGGUGCUGGUGGGCCAUGUCAACUUUAUUCUUGCAGCGCUGGUGCACGGCGCCGUGCUCAGGCACAUCAACGUGCACUCUCAGGCCCGCACCAUGGUGUACGCCAUCUCUAAUGUCAUCGCUAUUGUGGCAGGCCUGGUGGGAAUCAUUGGUGGGAUUACUGCUAUUGUCCUAUCCAAAAACAAGAGGAACAGGAUCCUGCAGUGGGUCUUGUUGGUCAUUAGCUUCAUGGCAGGUCUCUUGGCGGUGGCCUGCACCCUGGCUCUGUCAGUUUCUGUAGUGAAAGCCAUUAGUAACAAAGGCUGGGGCCUGCUGACACACUGCAAGCAUUUUGAUAAGGAUGUCGGCUCUUCCAGCGUCACAUACGAAUGCCCCUUUGACCCCACCCGUAUCUAUGGGACCACAAUCAUUCUAUGGGUUCCUCUAAUCUUCAUGUCUGUGGUGGAAAUGGUGUUCUCCUUCCGCUGCUUCGCUGCCUGUACUUCAUUCCUCUACCUCUGUCCGUGCAGGAGGAGGCCGACCCGGGCCAGGAGGGUGCGUAUCCAGAGAGCUGUUGAGACAGCACCAUCACCCCCACCGCGAGAUCCAGAGAGCGACGCUGGAGCGGAGCCGGCAGAGCAGGACGAGCUGCUGGAAGACACUGCAGUGGCGCAAAGUGCAUGGCUCUGAUCCAGAGAAACCUAAUGGGAUAGGUUACAACCGCUUGGCUUAAAACAGAAGUUAUCUGUCAAGUUGUCAUGCAGAGUGUGUCUGUUACAAUUACAUGUCUGAAGAAGACAUUUACAGGACUUGAGGCUAUAAAAGCAAUGGCAUUUUAUUUCCCUAUUUUUCCAUAAAGGAGGAAUUUGUUUCUGAUAAAAAUACUACAAAUGGUUUGGUUUUAAAUGGUUGCAUUGUUUGUGUGUAUUGGAUUUUGUCUUUAAAAUACAGAGCACUGUCAGCUGUAUCGACAUUAAAAAGAUUUUUUUUUUUAAAUGUGUGAAUCGUUUCAUCGGACCAGACAUUUUAUGAAUCAUUAUUUGACAAAUGUUACAGAACAAACUUAUCUAAUUUUUUAGGGCAGUUUUUAUUGGUGUGAAAAGUGUGGUCAAAACAUAUUGGAGUCUGUCAGAUUUAAAUGACACUAACAAUUUUACUCAAGUACAAAUAUAUACAACAAAUUAUUUCUAGAGUUUGUCUUGCUUCCCAUUUUACAAAAUACUAUACUCU
Molecule: messenger RNA, 1395 nt
Organism: Centropristis striata (black sea bass)
Lineage: Eukaryota; Metazoa; Chordata; Actinopteri; Perciformes; Serranidae
Gene: tmem54a
Product: transmembrane protein 54a
Exons: 6
Coding region: 118-855 (245 amino acids)
Source: RefSeq, a predicted model, not a curated record